This is a messenger RNA of Pelobates cultripes (western spadefoot toad), 3870 nucleotides long. NCBI's taxonomy places the organism in Eukaryota, Metazoa, Chordata, Amphibia, Anura, Pelobatidae. The record is from the annotation of a GenBank genome assembly.
GUGAAGUCCGUACUCAGCUGAAGAUCGAUCAUAUUCCAGUGGGUUCAACAAGUUGGAAAACUGUUUCUAACCCAUCCUGGAAUAAGACAUUUAAACUGGAUUUAGAUAAGGUACAUACGGCAUGCGUGUAUUAUUUUUUUUAUUUUGUUUUAGUUUUAAUCCAUUUGUGGCCCCAGGUAGAAUUAAUCAUUUAUAAAUCUUCAAACCCUGUAAAUAGUUGUCUAACUCUUAUUUCUAAACCUUUUAGGACCUUAAUGUGUCAGACAGUUAAAAUUUAGUUAUUUAACAUUGGGUUAGUUUAUCUUUCUCUAGAUAUUGUUAUAGGAUUUUUUAAACAAUCUGUGAUAUAGUGCAUAUUUUAGAAAAUAUUUGCCACCACAUAGUUUAAUUACUUAUUUCCCCCAAUACACAAGCUUGCCAUGUGGAUAGAAAAUGUAUAGGUGCAAACUGAUUUUAUGUUUACAUACUCACCACGUCUGGGUCUGCUUAAAGGACCACUAUAGUGCCAGGAAAACAUACUCGUUUUCCUGGCACUAUAGUGCCCUGAGGGUGCCCCCACCCUCAGGGACCCCCUCCCGCCCGGCUCUGGAAGGGGGAAAGGGUUAAAAACUUACCUUUUUCCAGCGCUGGGCGGGGAGCUCUCCUCCUCCGAUCCUCCUUCUCUCCUCCCGUCGGCUGAAUGCGCACGCGCGGCAAGAGCUGCGCACGCAUUCAGCCGGUCACAUAGGAAAGCAUUCAUAAUGCUUUCCUAUGGACGCUGGCGUGCUCUCACUGUGAAAAUCACAGUGAGAAGCACGCAAGCGCCUCUCGUGGCUGUCAAUGAGACAGCCACUAGAGGAUUAGAGGGAAGGCUUAACCCAUUCAUAAACAUAGUAGUUUCUCUGAAACUGCUAUGUUUAUAAAAACAUGGGUUAACCCUAGAAGGACCUGGCACCCAGACCACUUCAUUAAGCUGAAGUGGUCUGGGUGCCUAGAGUGGUCCUUUAAUGCUCUGUACACCUGACCUGGUAUGAACUGCGAUUAAUCUCUCAAAGUGAGCAAGUCCUGCUCAAGCCCACACAUGGAAGACUAGUAGCAUGGCUAGUAAUAGGGCAAAGAAUAUAACACUUUAAACAAAUUUAUAUCUUUUCAUUUACUAACCUCUAUAUACUGAUGAAAAACAAUUUUGUUCUUUUAAUGUGAAAAUUAUAAAAUGUGGUUUAAAUGUGUGGAAAUUGUUCCUUACGAAAACAUGAUUGGUCCAAAACUUUUUUUGUUUAAAUAACUAUUGCUCAUUUAAUUUUUACAUAGUCUCGGGAGCUAGAAAUAUCCUUAUAUUGGCAUGAUCAGCGAUCACUGUGUGCCACAAAGACUCUGAAGUUGGAAGAAUUCCUGUUGAACCCGAAACAGAAACUGUGCCUACAACUGGAACCACAGGGCACCCUUUUCAUCAAGGUGAGAACCAAUCUCUGGCCACUAUCAAUUUAUAGUUAUAUUUUAAUGUAAUAAUACAGAAAACAAAAGAAUGAUUACAUUACACAACUUUACAAUUGAAAGCUGGUGAAUGUUCACACUUGGUGAAUAAGUGUAUAAAUAUAAAUCAAACUGUACUGAAGUGUAAACUGAAAUGCACAACUUAGGUAACAAUAGGCGAUUUGAAAGCAUUCCUUAAGUCAGCAAUAGUAGUACCUUGGAUUUUUAGCCUUAAAGGACACUAUAUUAUGUUUUAAACUAUUUAUCUAAAUGAAGGGCUUUGCUUAUUGCGAUUACCUGUAGAAGAACAGAUUUGAAGCGGUUUACUUUUCCAUUUGUGUGUCUGUUUAUAUGUUGGUUUGGCAAAAUAAGAUAUUACCAUUUACUUCCUGCAGUUAACUCUUUCUCCUUGUUUUGGAAUAGGUGACGUUUUCCAGUCCUUUCAUCCAGAAAAGGCCAAAGCUUCAAACAAUUAGGAAAUUAAUCUCCACAAAACAAGGUAAGUGUAUGUUUAACAUGCCUCGCAUUAAAUAGCAAACUGUCCAUGGGCCUUUAAAGGCAUCUAUCAGGCAGAAAUGAUUAUUAUUUGGUUAAUGACAAGCGAUGAAGCCUUGUACCCCAGUACUAGCCCCCAGUGUGAUAGAAAACGUCAAGCUUGUCAAGCAGUGUGAAUGCACUCAGUAACCAGUGUGGGAUUUCACGUUCCAUUAUCUUACAGGUAGAGAGAAUGAUACAUAUACAUCCAUUCUAACAACCAUACUGCAGGAUGUACAUCUUAUAACAUAUACAGUAUACACAGAUUAAAUUACUUAUACCUACCUGAAGCUCAUCAUUUUCCCUGGAUGCCAGUCCCAUUAAACACUAAAGGCAUUGGCAUUAUUGGCUAUUGUAAUAUUAUAAGCCAUAACUCACAAUUAAUACAUUCAAAUAAAGUUCUAGGCUUGGAGAUUGUGUUCCUUGUUUUUUUGUUUUGCUUUUACGUUAGAGUUUUUGGAUUAUGAUGAAAGCAAUUCAUCCAUUAUUGAUCUCUGUGUAUCAUAUACAAUACUAAAGUUAUGUUCUGUGCUACUUUUAUAGAAGAGACCACCGAACCAGCUCCACUGGAGAAUGCAGCUAUUGAUGCUCACUCGCUGUCUGUAUCGGACACUGAGAGCGUGGAGUCAUCGGCGCCGACUUUAGAUCCUGAAACAGAAAAGACCAUCCAACCAGCUCCAGAAGAGGAUGUGGUUACCGACUCUCCUAUAUUGCUAGUAGCCACUGAGAGCAUGCACCCAUUAACACCCGAUGCUUGUACCAUUACAGAAGAGACCUUCCAACAACCUCUAGUGGAAGCUACAAAAAUUGACAAUGUACCAGUAGUGGACCCAGAGAUUGUGGAGUCAUCACCGCCAGCUAUCAACGCCAUCGCUGCAGAAAUCAUCCAACCACUUCCAGAGGAAGCUAGAAUUAUUGACAAUGCUCCACUGCCAGUAGAGGACUCUGCGAGCAUGGAACCAUCACCACAAGCUAUUGUAAGCUUGCUAGAAAUGACAAUCCAACCAGCUGUAGAAGAGGAUUUAGUUACUGACACUACACCAUUGCCAGUAAAGGACACGGACAGCGUGGAGCCAUGUAUGCCAGCUGUCAAUGAAAUUACAGAAAAGACAAUCCAACCACCUCCAGAGGAGGAUGCAGCUAUUAAUGCUCAUUCACUACCAGUAGAGGACUCUGAGAGCGUGGAGCCAUUGCGGCCAGCUGUCAAAGAUAUGGAAAAGAUAAUCCAACCAGCUCCAGAGGAGGCUGUAGUUAUUGACACGCCUCAAGUGCCAGCAGUGGACAAUGAGAAAGUGGAAUCAUCACCACCAGCUGCUGCUACUGAUAUGGAAAACAACAUCCAAACACCAACAGAGAAAGAUGCAGUUAUUGAUGUUGAUAACAUUGUAGAAGAAACCAUUGAACCACCAAAGGGUUUAGUUUGUGACACUGUUCCAUUGGCAGAAGCAGAUGUCGAAAAGCCAUCAUCAUCAGCUGGGUAUUGAGAUAUUCAUCUUUCUCAUCAAUGCUGUUAACGUAUACUAUGUGUUAUAGGAGCAUUUUGUUUUGGGUCUUUGUUUUUUCAUGAGGGAGGGGACUGUAUGUAAUUUUAAAUAUAUUUAAAAUUGUGUUCUUUUCUUUGCAGUAUUCAGCAAGGAGCUCGGCUGAGCAUUCAGGAUUUUGAUUGUCUCUGUGUGCUGGGAAGAGGAGCAUUUGGAAAGGUGGGCUUUGGGGUAAAUUCCACUUUCAAUAUAAAAGGCGUCUAGAUAAAUGCUAGGUCACAAUAUAUAUAUGUAUUUUACAUUUCAGGUUCUACUUGUUGAGGACAAGCGUACAAAUAUCAAAUUUGCUUUAAAAGCCCAGAAAAAACAAGACAUAACUGGAACUAUAAGAGUACCAAGGUCG